AUGACGGGUGACUCUCUCACUUUUUCCCUUUCUUUUCUCUCUCUCUUUUUUCCUUUCAUAGCUUUCUCUCUCUUUUCCUUUCAUGUCUUUUAUCUCUCUUUCUUUUCCUUUCAUGGUCGAACCUCUCUCUCUCUUUUCCUUCAUUUUAUCUUUCUCUCUUUUCCUUUCUUGCCUUUGACUCUCUCUAUUUUCUUUCAAACCGGUUACUCUCUCUUCCUUUUUCCUUUGUUUUCUUUCUCUCUCUCUCUUUCCUUUCUUAUCCUAGCUCACUCUCUCUGUUCCUUUUCCUUUCAUGAGGAUCGAACUCUCUCUUUUCCUUUUCUAGCUUCUCUCUCUUUCUCUUUUCAUAGCUUUGACUCUCUCUUUUUUCCUUUAUUGUCUUCUCUCUCUCUUUUCUUUUAUACGCCAUUGACUCUCUCAAAUUUCCUUUCUAGCGUGACUCUCUCUUUUCCUUUUCCUUCUUUCUUUUCCUUUCUUUUUGCUCUCUCUCUUUUUCCUUUUUUCUUGACUCUCUCUUAUUGUUCCUUUCAUCUUUCACUCUCUCUCUCUCUCUCUUUCUUUCAUAGCUCUCUCUCUCUCUCUGUUCCUUCCAUCUCUCUUUCUCCUCUCUUUCUUUCUUUCCCCUCUCUCUCUCUUUCUGUUCCCUUCUCUCUUUUCUCUCCUUCUCUCUUUCCUUUCACUCACUCUCUCUCUCUCUCUUUCCCUCUCUCUCUCUCUCUUUCCCUUUCUCUCUCUCUCUCUCUUUUUCCUUUCUUUUCUUUCUCUCUCUCUCCUCUGUUUCUUUCUUUUGACUCUCUCCUCUCUUUCUCUUUCUUUCUCUCUCUCUCUUUCCUUUCCUUUUCUCUCUCUCUCUCUCUUUCUUUUUUCUUUCUCUCUCUCCUUUUCCUUUCUUUCUUACUCUCUCUCUUUCCUUUCUUUCUUUCUUUUCCCUUUCUCUCUCUUUUCCUUUUUUUUCACUCUCUCUUUCUCUUUCUCCUUCUCUCCGUGACUCUCUCUCUCUCUUUCCUUUCUUUUUCUUUCUUCUCUUUUUUCCUUUUUCUUCACUCUCUCUCUUUUCUUUCUCUCUCUCUCUCUUUUUCCUUUCUUUCUUUCUCUCUCUUUUCUUUCUUAGCUCUCUCUCUCUUAUCCCUUUCAUAUAUGACUCUCUCUUUUUUCCUUUCUUCUCUUUUUCUCUCUUUCUUUUCCUUUCUUGGCUUGACUCUUUCUUUUCUUUUCUUUCCUCUCUUUUUCCUUUUUUCCUUUUCUCUUCUUUUCCUUCCUACCUGUCUCUCUCUCUCUUUCCUUCCAUAA
This is a messenger RNA of Acanthosepion pharaonis, 1290 nucleotides long. The record is from the annotation of a GenBank genome assembly. Lineage: Eukaryota; Metazoa; Mollusca; Cephalopoda; Sepiida; Sepiidae.